AUGGGUUCUACCCAGAAAGCAGGUGCUGAUGAAGCCAGUGUGGUAUCUGGCUGCCCACGCCCCCCUGCUCAGCAUGCGUCUCUACAGAGCCUGGUGCUCUGUGACAUUGUCAUGGUGCAGCCGGAAGGAGACACCACAGGAGAGGCUGUCCUGGCCCUAGUGAAGGAACUGAGCGGGUCAGACAUGGUGUCGGUCACCAAGUGGUGCCAGUUCGGGUAUGAGGAGGCCGGAAAAGCUGAGGAUUUUGCCAAGAGGCCCUUUGCUGCCAGAUUCCAGACAUCCAGCACAACAACUCUAAAGACAAAAGGGACAAGACCACAGAAGCACCAAAGAAAUGGCAGGAAAAGAGAAGGGAAGAAAAAGCCCAGGAGAAAGGAUGGAGACACACUGCAUGCAUGCCCCCGCUCCCCUUCUCCUCCGGUAGCCGUUCAGGAAGCUGUGGAGGUAGCUUUAGAUGCUGGAUAUCGGCACAUCGACUGUGCUUAUUUUUACCAGAACGAGGCCGAGAUCGGAGCAGCCUUUCAAAAGAAGUUCAGGGAAGGGAAGCUGAAGAGAGAUGAGCUUUAUGUGGUGAGCAAGCUGUGGAACAUCUUCCACGCCCCGCAGGAUGUGAAGCCGGCUUUCCUGAAAAGCCUGACAAUGCUGAACCUGGAUUACCUGGAUCUCUAUCUCAUGCACUCUCCAAUGGGCUUUCCGAAUAUCAGCGGGGAGCUCAUGCCUCAAAAGGACGGGUUGCUUCUGCAGUCGGAUGUGGACUACGUGGACACCUGGAGGGCGAUGGAGAAGCUGGUGGACGAAGGCCUGGUGAAAUCGGUGGGAGUUUCCAACUUCAACGUCUCCCAGCUGGAGAGGCUGCUGUCCGUGUGCAGGAUCAAACCUGCCGCCAACCAGGUGGAGCUGCAUCCCUACCUGACCCAGCCCGAGCUGGUGGAGUACUGCAAGUCUAAGGGGAUUGUCCUCAUUGCAUACAGUCCCUUCGGCUGCCCUGCCCUGCCCUGCAGCAGAAGGCUUUGCUGCCUCCUAGUGGUGCUGGGAAGGUGACUUCCCACCAGCCUCCUGUUUGCAAAGUGCUGCUUGUUCUCCGAGAGCAGCAGCUGUUGUUCAGGACUCUCCAAAUUCUCUUCCCUUAGCCCUUCGGGGGAGAACAGCCCUGUGCCUCUCCUGGAGAAUCCCAUAGUGAAUGAGAUCGCUCAGAAGCAUGGAAAGACCAGCGCUCAGGUUCUCAUCCGCUUCCACAUUCAGAGGGGCAUUGCCACCAUCCCGAAAAGCAUCACCCCGGCCCGCAUCGUGGAGAACGCAGAGGUAACGGGGAUGGCUAGCGAGCCGGGAGCCCUCUUCGCUCCUGGCCUAUGGCUGAGGUGUUACUGUCACCAGAGCAGGGUAUAUGACUUUCACCUGACACACAAAGAAAUCCAGAUGCUGGAAGGACUAAACUGCAACACGCGAUUUAUUAAAUGGAACUUGCUGGGGAUGGAGACACACAAACAUUUCCCAUUCAGUGACAAGAAAUGGGAAGUCAAUCCUGGAAGAUCCAGUUCCCAGUAA
Messenger RNA from Gopherus flavomarginatus (Mexican gopher tortoise), 1545 nucleotides. Its product is annotated as 1,5-anhydro-D-fructose reductase-like. The record is from RefSeq and is a predicted model, not a curated record. NCBI's taxonomy places the organism in Eukaryota, Metazoa, Chordata, Testudines, Testudinidae. Gene Ontology annotation, cellular component: cytosol. Gene Ontology annotation, molecular function: aldose reductase (NADPH) activity.